Molecule: messenger RNA, 2327 nt
Organism: Physcomitrium patens
Lineage: Eukaryota; Viridiplantae; Streptophyta; Bryopsida; Funariales; Funariaceae
Biological process (GO): amino acid transmembrane transport
Cellular component (GO): membrane
Molecular function (GO): L-amino acid transmembrane transporter activity
Source: RefSeq, a predicted model, not a curated record
CAUGAAACGAAUCUCACGAAGAGCACGAUCGCAGGCGUGGGUAGAGAAUUUGCGAUCGCAACACCUCACGAUCGGAGACGGAUGGCUGCACCGACAAGAGCACCGAACUGACUCCAUUCUGCACAUCGGAGAAGAACCAAACCCAGUUCUUCGAUGGAAGAAUGGAAGAAUUCGGCCGUGGUAUAUUGCUAUGGCGGCAACGCAAGGCUGCUAAAAGCAAAGCAGCGUGAUGGUGGGAGCCAAAUGAUGAACAUCCCUCUGCCAUGCUGUCGCUCGGGACAUGAGACUGUAGCGUCGUCGCGGGAAUGAACAUGGCGUGGUGAGUGAUGCGCACGAGGAGUCUGCGAGUGUUGACAGUGGACUGAAGUUGCCGUGGUUGCGUUGCAUCGGGAUCUUGCGAAGACAAGGCAUGUUUGGAGUGUGUUUGGUACAAGGUUUGCGUAGCUGUGCUCGGUGGGUCGUCUUCCGGUUCAAUUACUCGCUGGUGUGGCUGACGAUAUGGCAAAUCAGUCCCCGGAGAUAGAAGCCUUGAUUCCGAAGAGGGCGUCCGAUGGGGGCGGGGACCUUGAGGAGCUUGGAAGCUCGAAUCCGGAACUUGGUCUUCGUCGGAGCUUGAGUUUGGUUGAUGGAAUCAGUGUGCUGGUGGGAAUCAUCAUCGGUAGUGGCAUCUUUACGUCGCCUGGCGUGGUGCUCCAGGAUGCAGGCAGUGUGGGCUUGGGACUUAUGGCAUGGGUUGCUGCAGCAUUCAUGGCUCUCUGCUCGGCUCUCGUGUAUGCUGAGCUUGGUGCUGCCAUCCCCCAAGCUGGAGGCAAUGCAGAAUAUUUUAGGAUCGCGUUUGGUGAUGCAUGGGGGUUUGCGUUUGUCUGGACAAUGUUCUUCGUCCUUACGAAUGGAAGCUUGGCUAUCCUAACAAUCACUCUUUCUCGUUACCUCGUUGCCGGCUUUGUAGGGCUCCACAUUUUUGAGGGCGAUAUGAGCUCUGACCUUACAGUGAAAGCUGUAGCAAUUGGGUGUGUAGUAAUCCUCACCGUCUGGAACUGUUUUGGUAUACAUGUUGGUGCGAAGCUUCAAAAUAUCAUUAGUGUACUUAAGCUCUUACUCAUUUCAGUCUUAAUAGUCGCGGCAGUGGUCUUUGUAUGGGAUAAUCCCCUCGUUCUGGAGGAGAAUUUUCGUAAGCCAUUCGAAGGCAGUAAUUUCUCGGGUUUUGGCGUCAGCUGUGUUGCUGCUCUGUGGGCAUUCACAGGCUGGGGUGACCUGGUAUUUCUGACGGAAGAGAUGAAAGAUCCUGAGCGCGACAUUCCACGCGGUACAGUGGGCGGCAUGACUAUUGUGAUGAUCAUUUACCUGCUACUGAACGCGAUCUACCUCUGCAUCCUCCCUGCCGCAGUGGUAAAGACAUCAGCAGUUGUUGCCAUUGAUGCCGCCGAUGCAGCUCUGGGACCUUGGGCAGGAUCCUUUAUGUCCAUACUUGUUGCCAUAUCCCUUUUGGGGUCUGCAAACGGCAUCAUCAUUUGUGGUGCUCGUUAUUUGUAUGCUGCAGCUAGGCAUGGCCAAAUUUUCAAGAGUAUUGGAGCAGUUGGUACUCAGAGCCGUGCUCCAUAUGUUGCACAUCUUCUUCAGGGUUUACUGUGCAUUCUCUUGUUGCUGCAAUCCAGCGAUUUUGUUGAGUUGGUGAGCUUCUUUGGCGUGUCUUCCUACAUAUUCUAUGGUCUCACAGGAGCAGUUCACAUAAAGCUACGUCGAGAUCUUCCUACGCUACACCGUCCUUACCGUGUGGCCUUCUAUCCAUACGCACCACUCGUAGUCAUAUGUUUCUCCUUGUACUUGGUAAUUUCAGCAUUGAUGGCACAGCCUAAAGCAACAAGUUUGUCUUUAAGUUUUAUUAUUGUUUCAUUCCCUGUCUACUAUCUCUCCAAAAAAUCGCCCUUAUCCAGCUCCUUGACAAACAAUUCGUAACACUUGACUUAAAUACCACGACAGAUAAUUGAAGAAGCAAGAUAUUUUGGUUAGUGCAAUUAUUUUGGAAUUGGUAGUUGGUUAGUGCAAUUAUUGACGGAAUCCUGCCUUUCCAGUUGCUUUAGACUUCGAUGUGAACACGGUUCAAUUAUAUAGUUUCAGACUAGGUUAAAUGAUCCAGACAUAUUAUUGAAUCUAUUUCGAUUCAUAUCCUUUGAUAUUCUAUUGCUCUUCUGAAGUAGUAACAAUUUGAUGGAUUCCAUUGAAUCAUUUCGUCAUGGUUUGCUCUUACGAAAUUGGAGACAAAGACACUCCAUGACAAUUAUGUGGCACCUACAUUAUUAGUUUGAUUCCAGGAUUAUUUGUGCUAA